Clarias gariepinus (North African catfish) is the source of this 3538-nucleotide messenger RNA. RefSeq names its product myosin heavy chain, striated muscle-like. Lineage: Eukaryota; Metazoa; Chordata; Actinopteri; Siluriformes; Clariidae. The transcript has 21 exons. Bases 72 to 3125 code for a protein of 1017 amino acids. The record is from RefSeq and is a predicted model, not a curated record. Gene Ontology annotation, biological process: spermatogenesis.
GACGCCGUUGGCAAGCCAACGACAACGACAAAUAUUGACAGGAUUGUAAACAAGCAGUGAAAAAUGAUUAAAUGAAGAUGGAGAAAAACACCGGUUCAUCAGUGAAAUCAGUGAAACGUUUGUUGAAUGAGUUCCAGUGUGUGUACGGCGAGAAGCUCAGGCGCCUUGAGUGUGAAAGUAAUGGCCCCCAGGAGGAGAUUUUGCGGAUGAAGGUCCGGAUCCUGCACUCAUAUGUAAACGACCUGAGCGACCAAAAUCGCGUGUUGGUCCACACUGUGGAGGAUCUGGAGAAAGAAGCGAGCGAGAAGGUCGCCGACUUGAAAGCGAAACUGCAGACUUCGAAAGAAGGCAUUAACGAUCUGGACCAUAAGAGGACACGCCUCCAGGAUGACAACAAGCGCCUGAGAGCUGAGAUUCAGCAGCUGAAGGCUGACACUCGAACCCUUACGCGAGUAAUCCAAGAGGCUCAGCGCGCACAAGGCCUGGACGUCACAGAGCUCACAUUAAGGACACAGACACUGGAGAGCACCACAGGCCGAGCAGCUCACAGCGGUCAGCUCUCGCAGCAGGCAGGCGACCUUAUGAAGGCUCAGGUGGAGGAUCUGCAGAAUCAGCUGAAGACCAAAACCAGGAUUAUUCAACGUCUGGAAGAGGAAAUUAAGAUGCUUUUGUCUCACAGAAUCCAGGAGAAGAAUGAGGGCAGCAGGGUUGCAGGAGCUCUGGAGGAGAUGUGUAAAGAGAUCAGUGAGGAGAAAGUUAAUAGCCCAGGUUUAGACGCCGGCCUGCUCCAGUCCAAAUUACAGGAAAGGACAGAACAAUCUCAACAGCUGCGAGAUCAAAUUCUCAAGCAGCAGGAGGGUUUAAGUAGGGCGAGGCAAAGUCUCCGAGACACCAGCAGAGCAGCUGGCAGUGAGGUACACAAGACCACAAGACACAAGACAGAAAGCAGGAUGUCUGCAGCUCAGAAGCGACUGCACGAGACCAAAAAGCAGCUUGCAGAGUUGAAAAACGAGUGUGAACAAAAACAGAAGGAGGUUGAGAAGCUGACAGAAGAGUCUACAAGGUGUGAAGGGCUGGUGAAGGAGAAUGCUGAGGAACUUCAAAAAAUGACCUCCGAGAAGAGAAACCUGGAGCUGGAGCUCGCUGUGAUCUCUGAGAAACACAAAACGGCUCAACAAGAGGUGUCCAGCCGAGAUCAGGUGAUUCUGCAGCUGAGGGCGGAGCUUCGGGUCUUGGUGGAGAAGAACCAGGGAGUACAGGAGGAGCUGGGGCUGCAGGAGGCUGAGGUCAGCAGGCUUAAUGAGAAGGUGAGGAAGCAGCAGGCCCGCUUACAGGAGCUGAGCGAGAUGUGUCGCCACGGAAACGCCCGGAUGGACCACGAACAGCAAAAGACACAGCAGCUCCAGAGUCAGAUACAACUCGCCCAGCAACAGCUGAAGCAUCAGACCGAGCGUGCAGAGCGUCUCCAGGGCGACCUGACCACCGCACGGCUGGACCACGCCUCCGACGCAGACCGCUGGACUCAGAGGAACCUUCUCCUGCACAAGGAGGUCCAGCAGCUCCAGGAGCAGAACGUCGAGCACACACAGCUUGUCAGCCAACUCCGAGAGAAGCUCAGAGAGGCCGAGCUCACUCAGAACCUCGCUCAGGAGAAGGUCACAGAGUGCGAGGAGUUCCUGAAGAAGCGGGACGCUGAGAUCAGAGUCCUGAAUCAGCAGCUAAAGGAGAUCCAGGACGAAGUGCGGAAGAGCAGGAAGUCGUCUCAGAGCCACCGUUCUGCACUGGAGAUCUUCAAACAGAAAUACACGACGGCCAUGGAGAAGGUCCAUCAGCUGCAGGUCCGAGUCCAGAGAGCGGAGGAAGAGGCGUCGCUUUCUCAAAAACAGGUUAUAGAGGCCCGAGCAGAAGUUUGCACUUUACGAGCUGAAAUAUCGAGUCUCGAGUCUCGCUACGAGCACAAAGCGAAGCAAGCGGCGCUCUCGGAGGAGGCGAUGGAGCUGCUCACAGACGAGCUUCAGGCAGCGCUGGACAGCCUGAGGAGCCGAGAGGAGAGAAACCUGCGCCGCGAGCAGGAGACUGAGAAACUGCGAGUCACAAUGGAGCGUCAGCAAAAACAGGUUGAGAACAAGGUGGCUCUGGUGGAAUCUGAGCUGCAGAACACACUCCUGACUCUCCAAACCAGAGCGCAAGAACUCCAGGAGCUUCAUGAGGAGAUCCGGAAAGUGACUGAGGAGAAGAACCUGAAGGAAAAUGAGAACCAGGUGAUGAGGAAUGAGCUCAAGGAGCUGGGGCAUCAACUUCAGCAGAUCCUCUCUUUCUUCACAGAUGCAGCUGAUACUGUACAUCAGCAGGACGACAGCGCUGAGUUCUUACCAUCAUUCAUUAAGAAGACGGAGACGCAGCUGAGCAACAGUCCUGAAGAGAAAGAGGACGACCUCCAGCUACAGUCGACUGUAGAGAAGCUCAGAGCCGAGGCCGGCGUCUUCCUGAGAUCUCUGAGGAGCGCUGAAGAAGAAGCAGCACUGCAGCGGAGACUCGCCUGGGAGGCGGCGGGAGAAAGAGACGAGGCCAGAGAGCAGCUGCAGCUGCUAAAACAAAAUCUAGAGGAAACCCAGACAGAAAACUCUCACCUCCAUCAGGAGAGAGAACAGCUGGUGACCAACAUCAACCUCUGGAUCACUGAGCACAGGGCUGCUAACGAGAGUCUGGCUGGACGGAUCAAACAGCAGAACGAGCUUUUGGCCAGCGUCAGUCUGGAGACAGAGAAUGCGCACGGGAAGCAACUAGCCGAUAGCUUGAGCAGAAUAGACGACAUCCAAUCAAGGCUGAGGUCCAACAUGCGGUCGGUCGAGCUGCUAAAUCAACAGCUGAGCAGCAUGAGCGAACAGAACAAGAGGAUCAGGAAACUGCUGGAGAACGAGAGGAAAAGGUGCUCACAUCUGGAGCUGUUACUGGGCUUCAGGGUCGACCAGAGCUCGGCCGCUCUCUGCUCUCCUCCGUCCCUCGAGCCCUCAGACCUGGAGCUUGAGAAGAUCGAAAGCGGUUCUCUAGGCGGCUCAGAGGAACAUGUGAGAAGAGAUCAAAGUCUGCCGUACUGCUGUGUCAGGGGUCUCUUCAUCCAGUAAUUACAUUACCAAGAACCUACAACUUUUUCACCCCGAAAGGUCUUACACACAGCAGACGCAUCAAACAGCCAAUCGAGACUCUUUCUGUAGCACACUGGCAAACACACGAGGGUUGGACGCUUACUUUUCUCGAACUGCAUCAAACCAAAGCUUAUUGUUGAGCUACAGUAGUUGUUACUUAAAAGCCAGUUCGAUCAGUGUAAAUACACUACAAACAGGAACAUGGACACCUUCAUGAAAAAUUGUCUUCUGAUUCUGUCCAAAAGCUAACCAGCUAGUUUUAUUAACCGUCUCAUUUAUAUAUGGUAUGUGUACGUAGAUAAAUCCACACCAAAUAAAACUAUAAUCUCAUUUAAAAGUGUGUACUGCUGAAAUGACGUCAUGUAUAAAGUUAGAAAUGCCUUCAUGAAUGU